Molecule: messenger RNA, 966 nt
Organism: Asparagus officinalis (garden asparagus)
Lineage: Eukaryota; Viridiplantae; Streptophyta; Magnoliopsida; Asparagales; Asparagaceae
Exons: 3
Coding region: 160-645 (161 amino acids)
Biological process (GO): response to auxin
Source: RefSeq, a predicted model, not a curated record
UUCUUCUCCGUUCCUUUUUCUUUUUCAAUUCCCUUUUCUCUUGCUUCUUCUUCUUCUUCUCUUCUCUCUGUUUCUGAUCUAUAAUGGCGUUCUCUCUUCUUGGUUCAAUGCAAUGAAUUCAUCCCCUUUCUUCGAUUAGUGUCAAGCUCGAAAAACCUGAUGACCCUAACCAUGGGUGACGAAAACACUGCCAAGGUCACAGGAAUCCGACACAUUGUCAGAUUACGUGAAAUGCUACACAAGUGGCACUCAGUCACUCUCGGGCAUAAAAGCGACAGAGGAGCUGUAUCUGCAGUUGCAAUCUCUCCAGUUAUCAACAGGCGGCUCAAGAGUCUGUCUAUAAAUUGGGAAUCUGACGAUGAGGGUGGUCAAAGCCCAGAGCCCCCAGUAGAUGUCCCAAAAGGGUAUAUUCCAGUUUAUGUGGGUAUUGAACGCCGUCGUUUUGUGAUACCAACUGCAUAUUUAGGGCUCCCGGUGUUCAAGUUACUACUGGAGAAGGCCGAGGAGGAGUUUGGAUUUGAUCAUGAGGGAGCUCUUACGAUCCCUUGUGAGAUCGAGACAUUCAAAUAUAUUCUACAAGUUAUGGAGCAGCAUCAGAAGGGGCUCAUCGAUGAUGAGGGAAACCCAACAGGCUUAGAAGAAUGAUUCCAAUUGGAUUUGUACACAGCUUCAACAAUCCAAAGGACUGAUGACAUCUCUGUUUGCAAUCAAAUUUGUUUGGUGACUAAAUUUGAUUUAGAUUUUUUAAAAAAUUUCACCAAAUAAUCUUGGUGAAAUUUCCGCAGAAUUAAUGAGCUCAGUGUUGAGCCAAAAGGGGAAUAAAUGUGGGUUUCAUGUAUUUUUAUUUGUCCCACAUCCCUCUGUUAGCUAAUCAUGUAAAACCUUGGGAUGUAUGUUCCGUAGCUAAUGAUUCUGUUAACAUGUGAUGCUUGAUCAAGAUGAUAUUGUCUUAUUGUUCCUUGUCUA